This is a messenger RNA of Kluyveromyces lactis, 798 nucleotides long. RefSeq names its product Yip5p (gene YIP5). Gene Ontology annotation, biological process: vesicle-mediated transport. The transcript has a single exon. Bases 1 to 798 code for a protein of 265 amino acids. NCBI's taxonomy places the organism in Eukaryota, Fungi, Ascomycota, Saccharomycetes, Saccharomycetales, Saccharomycetaceae. Gene Ontology annotation, molecular function: small GTPase binding. The record is from RefSeq and is a predicted model, not a curated record. Gene Ontology annotation, cellular component: Golgi apparatus.
AUGAGCGCUAAAAAGGAUUUGAUAGAUCGUGAUGAUGAUGAUAUUAAUCCAUUUGAAGACGACUCCUUUGUUCCUCAAGUUACACCCGGCUUAAAACCAUUCGAGCCUGAGCUCCAAGAUAUAACGUUAGAAACUACUAGAGAGGCUCCUCAACCUGCUAUAACUACAGGAAAGGCCAGUAUCUUCUCAAAGCUAUCUCCAUAUUUUCAAGUAGAUGAAACCACACUCAAACAAAAACUUAUCACCGCAUUGAAACUAGGUGAAUUGAAAUCAUUGAGGGAUCCUGAAAGCCAAGCAGAUGCACAAUUGGAUUUGUACAGUACUGUAUGGAUAACAGCCACUGUCAUCAUGGUACUGUUCCUAUCUUAUUCCGGUAAGAGUGUUAUCGGAUCACUAAUCACAAAUAGCUUUUCUGAUGUAAUCGAUUUCCAGAUCAUGAUCAAUUGUCUAUUCUUAUUCUACAUUUACGUUUUGGGGGUGCCAAUCUUAGCAUUUUUGAUCUGUAAAUUCGUGUUCAAAGAACCCUUUGAUGUCAUAACAGCAAUUGACACAUAUGGUGUCAGUAACGUUGUGUGGGUGCCAAUCGGUUUCAUAAGUGUAGUGACGGGACUUGUGGGACCCUUCGAAAAUAUAAUAGAAUGGGUCCUAGUGGCAAUAGGAGGUGCAUACAGCGGUGGUAUUAUCUAUAUACAACUAAAAAAUGUUGUAACAGAGUUACAAAAUGGUAAAGUUCUAUUGCUUGCCAUGAUUGGGGUUCAUAUUCUAUUUACGUUACUGGUAAGAUGGAUCAUCCUUUAA